UUUUGCCAUGCUAACUGAGGAAAAAUAGAUGAUUUGAGUUUGGUAUAAUGGUACUAAUGAAGGAUAUGUCACUCUCUAUUGCCCCAAUUUACUAUCCAUUCCCUAUGAAAAAUUGUCCUCAAAUUCCUAGCUACUUCUAUUCAAACAACAACCGUUCAAGAUUGAGGCAGAAAUGUGGAAGAAUAAGAUGUUAUAGUAGAAAGAUAGAAGAAAAGAAUUACUAUGAGUUGCUUGGAGUUGGUGUUGAUUCAGAUGGUAAAGAAAUUAAAGAUGCUUAUAGGAAGUUGCAAAAGAAGUAUCACCCAGAUAUUGCUGGCCAACAGGGUCAUGAGCACACUCUAAUGCUGAAUAAGGCUUAUAAGGUUCUGAUGAAGGAGGAUCUGAGGCGGCAAUAUGACGCUUCCAUUGGCCGAUUGCGAAUGCGGUAUGGAAAUGACAAUAAUGUCCUCGGUUUCAGCUCCUGGAAUGGACCGUUCAGAUCGCAAGCAUUGUUCAUUGAUGAAAAUGCUUGUAUAGGCUGCAGAGAAUGCGUGCAUAACGCGAGCAACACGUUUGCCAUGGACGAAGCUAAUGGAUGUGCACGAGUUAAAGUUCAAUUCGGAGACGAUGACUGUCAAAUUCAGGUUUCGGUUGAUUCAUGCCCUGUGAACUGCAUUCACUGGGUUGAUAAGGAAGAAUUGGCGGUGCUAGAGUUUCUGAUCCAACCAAAACUUAAGCAAGGGUAUGGUGUGUUUGGACAAGGUUGGGAAAGACCUAAGAAUGUUUUUGCAGCAGCUAAGUCAUUUAGUUCGCAGUUGAAACAGAAGCCUGAGCAUUUUCAAGCAAGAUCAACUGUUGACGACGAGACGCCUGCUCAAGCUGAGGCUCGAGCCAAUGCUACCAUGAAAAUCAAGAGGGAGCGUUUUUCAACAAUCUGGAAUUUGGUGAAAAAAUUUCUUUGGCUCAAACAGGUGGAGUAGGAAGUAAAAUGUGCAUAACCAGGAAAACUUCGCAAAGAUCUGCCAUACAACAUAGAGAUGGCAGCUAGAUUGCAGAUGUAAUGUGAAAUAGAAGACAAAUGUAUAGACUAGAAUAGUUCAUGCUUCAUAUGAAUGCAUCAGAAAAUGUAAAUGCUGAAUUAUAAUGGUACUUGUACAUUAUAUAAAAUGUGUAGUUUAUCAUCACAAA
Messenger RNA from Mercurialis annua (annual mercury), 1167 nucleotides. RefSeq names its product chaperone protein dnaJ C76, chloroplastic-like. The coding region runs from base 48 to 959 and encodes 303 amino acids. Lineage: Eukaryota; Viridiplantae; Streptophyta; Magnoliopsida; Malpighiales; Euphorbiaceae. The record is from RefSeq and is a predicted model, not a curated record. The transcript is spliced from 6 exons.